Messenger RNA from Rhodofomes roseus, 2045 nucleotides. RefSeq names its product P-loop containing nucleoside triphosphate hydrolase protein. Lineage: Eukaryota; Fungi; Basidiomycota; Agaricomycetes; Polyporales; Fomitopsidaceae. The transcript has 7 exons. The record is from RefSeq and is a predicted model, not a curated record. Gene Ontology annotation, molecular function: ATP hydrolysis activity; ATP binding. Bases 1 to 1932 code for a protein of 643 amino acids.
AUGAUCGAGCCUAGUCUCCAAGUGAAGCGCGUCGACCAUGUCUACAAUAUAGCAUCCCGCGUAUGGACAUACGAGGACACCAAAGCGCAGACUGAGCCCCAGGUCCUACGUGGCGGUAAGAUGGCAGACGGCUCCGACGCCUGGCGGUCGUACUGCUUCGUGGUCGUCCGCCAGAUCCCUAUGCAGCAAGUCGCGGGGGCAGAGCCUACGGUGUCGAUCGCGGUCAAGAGUCCGUACCUGGUAACGGCGUGCAAGAACGUCAUUGGGGAGGUCCCAACGAUAUCCUGGACGGUCAAUCCUGUGAAGGGGAAAUCGGAUCGCUCGAGCGAGGAAGCACACAUCCUCGACAGUCUCCGAGUCCUCGUGGACUACAUUCAUGAAGAGCACCAGGUCACCAUCUCUGAGAUUGACAACCUCCUUGCACACGGCGAGAUCUCGUAUGAUCUCAUCUACGCCAUCCUCAUUCCUGGAACAAUAGUCCUCACCACGGACAAGGCAACGGGAGAGCCACGCGCUCUUAAGCUCGCCCACUGCUUAAAAGGGCCGAUGGCUUAUACGCUGAGUUGCACAGGCAUUGACGCCCAGGACAACUGGCAGUCCCCAGGGAACAACGCAGGUAUACCGUCGAUGCGGGCUACAUGCGCGCCGAGGGUCGGUGAGGUCCCGCAAACGCUGAACUUGGUGGGUUUCCAAGGCGUCGUGAAGAUCAACCAGCUACCUGUAUACCCUAUACAAUAUCACAGCGAUGAGGCGAAGCUGAAGAAGGCGCUCCUUGCUCGGGCGCGCAAGUGGAUGGCCCUCAAUGGUGUGCACCACGUGCAUUACCAGGGUACCGCUGUGGCCGCGACGAAUUCUCCUAUUGGGGAGACGUACAUCAACUACGAGGUUGACUCCCGAGUCAUGAUUGACAGAGACACGUUCAAGCAUCACAACGCAAACUACGCAGUACCUUCACCUCCGCACCCAACCCAACCCGUCUAUAAGAUGCCACCGGACAACUGGAUCCCGCACAUGAAUAGUGACGGCCGGAUAGAGCUUCCACCACCGUCGAAGCCCUUGACGCCCGAGGCGACCAUGGGCAUAUCGUCAGACGACGACCUCAUCCUCGCCUCGCCGGUGCUGUACAGCUUCAGUUUGUCUGACGAGUUGUGGUUGGAGUUCAAUGUCGAGAAGGUCCGCCCGAUUGUGUGGUCCGAUGAACCCUUCACGAACCUCGUCCUCCCGGGAAACCGGAGAGACUUCUUGCGCUCCCUCGUCGAGGCUCACAACUCCGACCUUGACUUCGACGACUUUGUGCAUGGGAAGGGACAGGGCCUCGUCAUCAACCUCUUCGGUCCCCCCGGAGUCGGAAAGACGUUGUCUGCGGAGGCAACAAGCGAGCACCUCAAGCGCCCGCUCUAUAUACUCGGUGGAGGAGAUCUCGGAGGGGACGCAAAUGCUGUCGACACUACUUUGAAGCGUGCCUUCAGUAUUGCUGCCAGCUGGAGUGCGAUCGUGCUCAUAGAUGAGGCCGAUGUGUUCUUGGAGCGGCGCUCUAUGCAUGACCUCGCGCGUAACGCCAUGGUCGCUGUUUUCCUACGGCACGUUGAAUAUUAUCGCGGGAUUCUGUUCCUCACCACGAACAGAGUCAAGGUGUUCGACCCGGCCUUCCUCUCUCGUAUCCACGUCGCUCUCCGCUUCCGGGAGCUGAGCAAGGAGGCGAAGCUACAGAUUUGGCAGGCUUUCCUGCACAAAGUCAACACGGGCGACCUCACCGACGACGAAUUAGACGAAUUGGUUAAUCGAGAAGUCAAUGGACGUCAAAUCAAGAAUGCCACUAGGACGGCAAUGUCUCUGGCGAAGAGUCGCGGGGAGAAGUUCGGGUAUAAGCACCUUGCGGAGACUCUUGAUGCGAUGGAGGAGUCUGCUAAAAACUUUGUAACCGAGUCCUAGACGGAGUCCAGAAUGAGGCUCGGGCUUCCGAGUUCUGCACAUUGGAUACUUCGCGCUUCAUGACAUUUACUCAGACUGUCUAUCGUUAGUCUAUCAAUGCUUGCUCGGCGAAA